Molecule: messenger RNA, 6532 nt
Organism: Nannospalax galili (Upper Galilee mountains blind mole rat)
Lineage: Eukaryota; Metazoa; Chordata; Mammalia; Rodentia; Spalacidae
Gene: Robo2
Product: roundabout guidance receptor 2
Exons: 26
Coding region: 910-5046 (1378 amino acids)
Molecular function (GO): protein binding
Source: RefSeq, a predicted model, not a curated record
UGCACAACCCCGGCUGCCAGAGCGGCGGCUUCAUCGGAGGGACUGGAGGCUGGACCACGCGUUAGCAUCCUCCUGGCUCCCAGGUCCAGGGCUUCCAGACGGAAGGCACGCUGGUCCUAAGCCACUGGGUUCUUUCGCUCCCGGGCCGCCCCGCCAGGGUGGCCGCGGCCUCAGCCCUGCCCCUCCCUCCUUCCCUCUCCCCCUCGCUCCUCGCCUCCCUCCCCGCCGCCUCACCGAGUAGGAGUUCCCGUUCUCCACCCGAACAGUCCUGCUUUCCCUUUUCCUCUCGCUUGAAACCAGAGAAGAGGAGGGAGAAGACCAGGCUGCCGAGGAGAGGGCCCGCUCGCAAAGAGUUGCUUUGACACAUCCUUAAGAUGGAAGUUAAGUGAAAGCAAAACAAAACAAAACAAAACUCCGGGACGUGUUGCUGGUACUGAGGAGACCAGGGGAAAAAGAAAACCUGGUAGGCAGGCCAAUGGUUGUUCGGCUGCGCGCUGGCAAGUUUGUGGAACACUUUCUAGGAAUUAGGUCCUUUUCCUCCCCCUUCAGCUUCUUGACUUUGGAAGAGAGAGCUUGUCUUUGGAUUGCAAUGGAGCCUAAGGAGAGAGGGCUAAACGCACGUGAAUAAUCCUUCCGGCUGGGCUGCAUUUGUGGGAAUUUAGGAAGCCAGCGUGGAAAUACAGAGACUCUGGAAGUAGUCUGGCUUCAUUGGGGUGGCUCCUGACGUGUCCCGUGUCAGACCUCUCCACCGACUCCUUCCGAUCUUGCCGUUUUGCUCCUCUUGACUUUAAUUCAUCUCUAGGAAAGUCUAAACUUCGGACCUACCUCUUUUUUUUUAUACUUAUUUUUGUACUUUUGCUCUCUGGGAUUGAUUUCUUAAACAAUCUGGAUCCUUUUUAAUAUGUCAAAAUGAGUCUGCUAAUGUUUACACAACUAUUGCUCUGUGGAUUUCUCUACGUUCGGAUUGACGGAUCUCGUCUUCGUCAAGAAGAUUUUCCCCCACGGAUUGUGGAGCACCCUUCUGAUGUUAUCGUCUCUAAAGGAGAGCCCACCACUCUGAACUGUAAGGCAGAGGGCAGGCCAACUCCCACCAUUGAAUGGUACAAGGAUGGUGAGCGGGUGGAGACUGACAAGGAUGAUCCCCGGUCACACCGGAUGCUUCUCCCCAGUGGAUCCUUAUUCUUCCUGCGCAUUGUGCACGGGCGCAGAAGUAAACCAGAUGAAGGGAGCUAUGUUUGUGUUGCAAGGAACUAUCUCGGUGAAGCAGUGAGUCGAAAUGCAUCUCUGGAAGUGGCAUUGUUGCGGGAUGACUUCAGGCAAAACCCCACAGAUGUGGUAGUGGCAGCUGGAGAGCCUGCAAUCUUGGAAUGCCAGCCCCCUCGGGGACACCCAGAACCCACUAUCUACUGGAAAAAAGACAAAGUCCGAAUCGAUGACAAGGAGGAGAGAAUAAGUAUCCGUGGUGGAAAACUGAUGAUCUCCAAUACCAGGAAAAGUGAUGCAGGAAUGUAUACCUGUGUUGGCACCAAUAUGGUGGGAGAAAGAGACAGCGACCCUGCAGAGCUGACUGUCUUUGAACGACCCACAUUUCUCAGGAGGCCGAUUAACCAGGUGGUGCUGGAAGAAGAAGCUGUAGAAUUCCGUUGUCAGGUCCAGGGAGAUCCUCAGCCAACUGUGAGGUGGAAAAAGGAUGAUGCAGACUUGCCAAGAGGAAGGUAUGACAUCAAAGAUGAUUAUACCCUGAGAAUUAAAAAGGCCGUGAGUACAGAUGAAGGUACAUAUAUGUGUAUUGCUGAGAACCGAGUGGGAAAAGUUGAAGCCUCCGCUACCCUCACUGUUCGAGCACCUCCACAGUUUGUGGUUAGGCCAAGAGAUCAGAUUGUUGCUCAAGGCCGGACAGUGACAUUUCCCUGUGAAACUAAAGGAAACCCACAGCCAGCUGUUUUUUGGCAGAAAGAAGGCAGCCAGAAUCUUCUUUUCCCAAACCAACCCCAGCAGCCCAACAGUCGCUGUUCAGUGUCCCCUACUGGAGACCUCACGAUUACCAACAUUCAGCGUUCUGAUGCCGGAUAUUAUGUCUGCCAGGCUUUAACUGUGGCAGGAAGCAUUUUAGCAAAAGCUCAACUGGAGGUUACUGAUGUUUUGACAGAUAGACCUCCACCUAUAAUCCUACAAGGCCCAAUAAACCAAACACUAGCAGUAGAUGGUACAGCAAUACUGAAAUGUAAAGCCACUGGUGAUCCUCUUCCUGUAAUUAGCUGGUUAAAAGAAGGGUUUACUUUCCUGGGUAGGGAUCCAAGAGCAAGUAUCCAAGAACAAGGGACGUUGCAGAUUAAGAAUCUAAGGAUUUCUGAUACUGGCACUUAUACCUGUGUGGCUACAAGUUCAAGUGGGGAAACUUCCUGGAGUGCAGUGCUGGAUGUGACAGAAUCCGGAGCAACAAUCAGUAAAAAUUAUGAUUUCAAUGACCUGCCAGGGCCGCCAUCGAAACCACAGGUUACUGAUGUAACUAAGAACAGUGUCACCUUGUCCUGGCAACCAGGUACCCCUGGAACUCUUCCAGCAAGUGCAUAUAUCAUUGAGGCUUUCAGCCAAUCGGUGAGCAAUAGCUGGCAAACAGUGGCAAACCACGUUAAGACAACCCUCUAUACUGUGAGAGGGUUGAGGCCCAACACAAUCUACUUAUUCAUGGUCAGAGCAAUCAACCCCCAAGGUCUCAGUGACCCAAGCCCUAUGUCGGAUCCUGUACGUACACAAGAUAUCAGUCCCCCAGCACAAGGAGUAGACCACAGACAAGUACAGAAGGAGCUUGGAGAUGUCAUCGUCCGCCUUCAUACUCCAGUUCUACUGACACCUACAACUGUUCAAGUCACAUGGACGGUGGAUCGCCAACCCCAGUUUAUUCAAGGCUACCGAGUGAUGUACCGUCAGACUUCAGGCCUGCAAGCUUCAACUUUAUGGCAGAAUUUAGAUGCUAAAGUCCCCACAGAGCGAAGUGCUGUCUUAGUCAAUCUGAAAAAGGGGGUGACUUAUGAAAUUAAAGUCCGCCCGUAUUUUAAUGAGUUUCAAGGGAUGGAUAGUGAAUUUAAAACAGUUCGUACUACUGAGGAAGCCCCAAGUGCCCCGCCCCAGUCUGUCACUGUGCUCACAGUUGGCAGCCACAACAGCACGAGCAUUAGUGUUUCCUGGGACCCUCCACCUCCCGAUCACCAAAAUGGAAUCAUUCAGGAAUACAAGAUCUGGUGUCUUGGAAACGAAACACGAUUCCACAUCAACAAAACUGUGGAUGCGGCCAUUCGGUCUGUAGUAAUUGGGGGCUUGUUCCCAGGAAUUCAGUACCGGGUAGAGGUGGCAGCUAGUACCAGUGCUGGAGUUGGAGUGAAAAGUGAACCACAGCCAAUAAUAAUUGGGGGACGGAAUGAAGUUGUGAUUACUGAAAAUAAUAACAGCAUAACUGAGCAAAUCACUGAUGUUGUGAAGCAACCUGCAUUUAUAGCUGGCAUCGGUGGUGCCUGCUGGGUAAUUUUGAUGGGUUUUAGCAUCUGGUUGUACUGGAGAAGAAAGAAGAGAAAGGGACUCAGCAAUUAUGCUGUUACAUUUCAAAGAGGAGAUGGAGGACUAAUGAGCAAUGGAAGCCGCCCAGGUCUUCUAAAUGCCGGUGAUCCCAAUUAUCCAUGGCUUGCUGAUUCCUGGCCAGCCACAAGCAUGCCAGUAAAUAAUAGCAAUAGUGGCCCAAAUGAAAUUGGAAAUUUUGGACGUGGAGAUGUGCUGCCACCGGUUCCAGGCCAAGGGGAUAAAACAGCAACGAUGCUUUCAGACGGGGCCAUUUACAGCAGCAUUGACUUCACUACGAAGACCACGUACAACAGUUCCAGCCAAAUAACACAGGCCACCCCUUACGCCACUACACAGAUCCUGCAUUCCAACAGCAUCCACGAACUAGCAGUUGAUCUUCCUGAUCCCCAAUGGAAAAGUUCGAUUCAACAAAAGACAGAUCUGAUGGGAUUUGGUUAUUCUCUACCAGAGCAGAACAAAGGUAACAAUGGUGGGAAAGGUGGAAAAAAGAAGAAAAAUAAAAACUCUUCUAAAGCGCAGAAAAAUAAUGGAUCGACCUGGGCCAAUGUCCCUCUGCCUCCUCCUCCAGUCCAGCCCCUUCCUGGUACAGAGCUGGAGCACUACGCAGCCGAACAGCAAGAAAAUGGCUAUGACAGUGAUAGCUGGUGUCCACCAUUACCAGUGCAAACAUAUUUGCACCAGGGUAUGGAAGAUGAACUGGAAGAAGAUGAUGAUCGUGUCCCAACGCCUCCUGUUCGCGGUGUGGCCUCUUCUCCUGCUAUCUCUUUUGGACAGCAGUCUACUGCCACUCUUACUCCAUCUCCACGGGAAGAGAUGCAACCCAUGUUGCAAGCUCACCUGGAUGAGCUGACUAGGGCCUAUCAGUUUGACAUAGCAAAACAAACAUGGCACAUUCAAAGCAAUACUCCACCUCCACAGCCCCCAGUUCCACCAUUAGGUUAUGUGUCUGGAGCCUUGAUUUCUGAUUUGGAAACGGAUGUUCCAGAUGAAGAUGCUGAUGAUGAAGAGGAACCCUUAGAAAUCCCCAGGCCCCUCAGAGCACUAGACCAGACACCCGGAUCCAGUAUGGACAAUCUAGACAGCUCUGUGACAGGAAAAGCCUUUACCUCCUCUCAAAGGCCUCGGCCCACAAGCCCAUUUUCUACGGACAGUAACACCAGUGCUGCCCUGAAUCAAAGUCAGAGGCCUAGGCCCACCAAGAAACACAAGGGAGGGCGGAUGGAUCCACAGCCAGCAUUGCCUCAUCGAAGGGAAGGGAUGCCAGAUGAGGAGACCCUGGUGCCAUACAGCAAGCCAAGUUUCCCAUCCCCUGGCGGGCACAGCUCAUCAGGAACAGCUUCUUCUAAAGGAUCCACUGGACCUCGGAAGGCCGAGGUGUUGAGGGGCGGCCACCAGCGCAAUACUAGUGACCUUGUUGACAUAGGCUAUAUGGGCUCAAAUAGUCAAGGACAGUUUACAGGUGAAUUAUAGUAACUGAGAGGAGACAUACAAAGCUGCUCUGAAGGACCAUCAGGUCUGAACUCAUGGAAGUGAUGACACUUAACAGUGCAAUGAACAAUUUAUUUAUGUACUAUUAAAAAAAAAGACUGUAAAUGCAAUGUAAAGACACACAGCCACCCAUAUCCUACAGAUAUUUUCUUGUGUUCUUCUCUUAAGUACACCACCCACCUUAACUCUUUCUUGUCAGGAGUAUAUAAGAAAAAGAAAGAAAACAAAUCUCGCCCUCCAGGAAGAAAAGGAUUCUCCUCUGUAUAUAAUUUCUUUUGUGCAUUGCUAUGCAAGCUCACUCUUUUCAGCUCUGUUUAUAUUAUUGUCUGUUCUUAUCGGUCUGUUGUACUAUAUGUGAAUUAAUGGGCUGUGGUGCCAUAUAUUAACUUUUAAUUGUGUAACUUUUAUGUUUAAAUUUUGCACUGCAAUUUUAUUUGGUGAUAAGCACAAAUCUACUCCUCAUGACAUGAAGAAAAGAUUGAAUGUGAAGGGAGUUUUCUGUACUGUAAGUUAGGUUGGAUAAUACUGGUGUAACCAAUCCUGUUAGGUGGUUUUCAGUUGGGGUGUAGAAAUAGGAAGAUGAGAAGGAAUGGUGGUGUUGGCAAAGUCUUCUGUAAACAUCAGAAAUCCAGUCAGUUUUUAAAAGCAGAAAGACUGCUUUUACUAUUGACAAAAACAGGGGUCAAAAGAAGGAAGCUGGGGUCCGGGCAGAAUAUGCAUUAAAGUAUGCAGGUAGCAAUGAUGUACUAACUUGCUUAAAAAAAAAAAAAAAAGAUAAUUAAAGCUUUGUGUAGAAUCAACUUUACCUGCCAUUGUAAUUGACCCAUCUGAGAAUUACAAUGAACAAACAAAAUUAAGGUGUUUCAAAAGAGUUGUAUUUAUAAUACAGUUUUUUUUUUAAAAAAAAAAAAAAAAAAACAGCAUUUUCUGAAUUGCCGUAAUUAAUCUCUCCAACUCAUGAAAUUGGAGUAUAACAUGAAGUUCCCUAAGGAAACAAAGAAAAUGAACUCUAGAAUAUCAAGCAAAUAGUUAAAGAAGCAACUUGUUGUUAGGACAUACUCGGGCUGCUUUUGAAUAUGAACUCUAUUGCAAUAUUAUUUCGUCUUUCAAAUACAUGUACAGUACACACUAAAGAGAAUAUAGCUGCAUUACAUAAGUUCAUGACUUUCUUUUUAACAAACUAAUGCAGUCUACAUGCAAGUUCAUGUUUCUUUUGAUUAAAAAUUGAAGUUGAUGCCACCAAAUGCCUAGCCAAAUUGUGAAUGCUUAAAAGCAGUGCUCAGAGUACGUUCAGUUUACAGUUAGCAGACUUACUGGAAUCAAUAGUUUAUGGUACAUUCUCAGAAUUGGCUACCAACUAAAAUCUGUUUGACCCAUUUUUGAAUGAGUAAAUUGAAAAGUUAAAAAGGAGAAAAAUGCAUGUUUAUACACUUUUUAAAUAAAACCAAAUCUUGUAAGUGGACAUUAA